Messenger RNA from Poecilia latipinna (sailfin molly), 2625 nucleotides. Its product is annotated as E3 ubiquitin-protein ligase RNF38-like. The transcript is spliced from 12 exons. NCBI's taxonomy places the organism in Eukaryota, Metazoa, Chordata, Actinopteri, Cyprinodontiformes, Poeciliidae. The record is from RefSeq and is a predicted model, not a curated record. Gene Ontology annotation, biological process: protein ubiquitination. Gene Ontology annotation, molecular function: ubiquitin protein ligase activity. The coding region runs from base 265 to 2157 and encodes 630 amino acids.
AACGUUUUUGCACACAGUGAUAGCGAAUGGAGCAGAAGCAGAUUGUGUCUGCAUGCUAUUUCAGGGCUGUGCUUCCCUGAACCUGCAGCUUCCAGGUUUAUUUAAUUUGAUUAAAUACUCAUUUAAAUGCAUCAUAAAUUACUACGAGUAGCUGAUAUUCUCAAGUAAUAGCUAAGUUGGUCGCGGAGAAGCGGUUGCAUCUAGUCCACCUCCUCAUCCACCCAUCUAUCCAUCCAUCCACCGCCGCCCACCGCCUCUCCGGCCAUGGACCCCCCCAGGACUCGGUCGCGGUCUCGAUCCGGCUUCUAUCAUUUCUCCAUGAACGGCAGCGUUGGAGGCAACGACGGGGGCUUGAUGAGCGCCAGCGGAGGAGGGGUGAGCUACCCGCCGCCGAGUAACCCCGGCUGGGCGCCGCACCACGGAGGACGGAGCUACCCGGAGAGCCAGCAGCAGCAGCAGCAGCCGCUGCCGCCGCAGCAGCAGCACGCCCAGGGGAGCUACCUGUCCGCGGGGGUGCAGCGCCACUCUGCACACGGAGCUCACAGACACCCCGGGGCAGGAGGGUUGCUGCAUUUUCAUCCAGAUAAUGUGUGCAGUGAGGAUCGAGACAAAAUGGAGGACAGCCCAAGCCCCAAAAGGCAGCGUCUUUCCCAGCAGUCCAUGUUGGACCUCGGCUCGGCUCCUCCCUCCACUCCUUCCUCUCCCAUUCGGCCGUGGGAGUUGCCCCCGAGCCGACGGCCCCACCCCCACUACAUGCCAGAGAGAUGCCACACACCUGUCAGAAACCGCCGCAGCCCUCCAAUGAGACGCCAGCGUGGCCGGCGAGACCGUCUGACCCGCCACCACCACCACUAUAACGGCAACAACAAUCACCACCACCAUCACCACCCAAACAGCCACCACCAUCACCACCAUCUCCACUCCCACCACGGCCCGUCACCGGGACAUCAGGACGAAAACUACCGCCACCCAGCUCCUCCUCAGGGCUACCCACCCUACAGCCAGCAACCCCCGCGAGGGCCGGGCUCCGGCCCCGAAGACCGUCCAGGUUACCAUCCCCCCAACCCCUCCCCGAGGCCCCUGCACCAGUCACCGAACCUGUCGCCCAGGCUGCUGCACCCUGGAGCCCAUCCGCAGCACCCACACCCCCACCCGUCCCAGCAACAGAGCAGUGGGGUCCUAGACCUCCAGGAACAGGGUUCGGUUCCGGUAUCGUACCCGGUCUCCCCUCCGGGUGUGCCGCCCGGCCUGCCGCCUCGCUCCGCCCCGCAGCAGAUCCCAGCAUGCUCUGUGGUUUUCAGCGGGCAGCACUAUCCCGUCUGCAGCGUCCCUCCUCCUGUUCUUCAGACUUGUUCCGUUCAGCAUUUGCCCAUGCCCUACCCGUUCCCCUCGUUGCUGUCCAGUGACCCGACCUUCUUGAUCCCCCCUCCUCACCUCGCCCACCCUCCAACGCAUCUCUCCCACCACCCGCCUCACUUGCCGCAGCCGGCGCAGUUUGGACCUUAUCCGGCGCAGCAGGCUCGAUCGCCUUUACAGAGGAUAGAGAACGACGUGGAGCUGCUGGGGGAGCAUCUUUCUCUGGGUGCUGGGCUCCACUACUCCCCCGCCGCACACCCAGCCCUCACCCCGCACUCGACGCCUCUCCACUUCCUCUCCCACGAGCCCCUGCCACAGGAGUUCUUUGGAGUGUCUUAUCCAAAUUUCAUUCCUCGGCGUCUCCCAGGACGGCGGUACCGUUCGCAACAGCUUCCACCUUCGCCUUAUCACCCCAGCCUCCUGCCUUACUUCCUAUCAAUGCUGCCAGUCCAGCCCACGGGUCCUGCAAUCAGCCUGGAGCUGGAUGUAGAUGACGGAGAAGUGGAGAACUAUGAGGCCCUCCUGAAUCUUGCUGAGCGCCUGGGAGAGGCCAAACUCCGCGGACUGACCAAGGGGGACAUUGAACAACUCCCUUCCUAUCGAUUCAACCCAAAUAACCAUCAGUCUGAGCAAACACUGUGUGUGGUAUGUAUGAGUGAUUUCGAGUCCCGUCAACUGCUGCGAGUCCUUCCCUGCAGUCACGAGUUCCAUGGAAAGUGUGUCGACAAGUGGCUGAGGGCCAACAGGACGUGUCCGAUCUGUCGAGCCGACGCCUCCGAGGUCCAGAGAGACUCAGAGUGACCACAAGAGGGAGCCAUACGCUUCCUCCUGUUGGUCUAACACAUCUAGCACUGCCUGCUCCUGAUAAAUUGAUGCACAUCUACGUUCUCAUACACACACACACACACACACACACACACACACAUAUGCAGCGUUAUCUUACAUGUCGGUGGAGCACUUUAUUCCCCAUAGUUAAUCGUACAUGUUUUCUUUACUCCGAUAACUUGUCACACUCCUUUGAUACAUGCACACAGGUCCUCACGUUUAAGUGAAUGACCCACCUUCCUGCAGUACUGUGUGUGUGUGUGUGUCUGCGUAGAUGUGUAUGCACCACAACUGUGCAGACAUUGGUCAGCUCUAUAUUGCAGGGCUUCGGUACAUGACUGUGUUAUCAGUGUGUGUUUGUGUGUGUAGGUGUGGGAUGGAUUUUAGGGAUUCUGGAGCAUGCAUGAAUUGUUCUUCUGUAUUGGACAAAAGUAACAAUGAUUU